This is a messenger RNA of Sinocyclocheilus grahami, 1474 nucleotides long. RefSeq names its product CMP-N-acetylneuraminate-beta-galactosamide-alpha-2,3-sialyltransferase 4-like. Lineage: Eukaryota; Metazoa; Chordata; Actinopteri; Cypriniformes; Cyprinidae. Gene Ontology annotation, molecular function: sialyltransferase activity. The record is from RefSeq and is a predicted model, not a curated record. The transcript is spliced from 11 exons. Gene Ontology annotation, biological process: glycolipid biosynthetic process. The coding region runs from base 217 to 1236 and encodes 339 amino acids.
CAGUGAUGCGAACCACUGAAAGAGCUCCAUGAAAACAGCGAGGGAAAGAUACUGAUGUUAUUGAGAGUCAAAAGAAGCGACUGUUUCUGUUCUGGGCGCUUGAAGGAGACGCUAAAAUCACUGAAGUCAUCUAACGGCGCCUCCCAUUUGAGGAGCAAAGACGCCCGAGAGCAGCAUGGACAGUUCAGAAAUCAGAGGGCAAAGGCAUGAGUGAAGAUGACCUUAAAAGCAGCCAAAACAUGGUUUUUAAGACUCCUCCCGGUUGUGCUUUUCUUCAUCUGCUACUAUUGCUCCCAGUUCUACUUUGAGAGCUAUGGAGGCAGCGGAAAGUCCCCUCUGCCCACUGUUUCUCUAUGUCACAACUAUCGCUUGCAGAGGAAGUGGGAGAGUCUAAAAUUAAACAUGAGCCGAAAGACUGAGCUCUUUCUAAAGCUGGGGGAUUUCUUCUGGCGGGAACAUGUGUCAGCUGAAGCUCUGCCCUAUGGUAUUAAAGGCAGCGAGCUCCUGCUUCUGAAGGUCUUGGCAAUGACUUCCAGCUACACAAUGCCAGCAAACAUUGAGAGCAGUUUAGAUUGCAGGACGUGUGCAGUCAUUGGAAACGGCUUUUCCAUAAAAAACAAUUCACUGGGGGAGAUCAUUAACAAAUACGACGUGGUGAUCAGGCUGAAUGAUGCGCCGGUCAGAGGCUAUGAGGAGGACGUGGGUAACAAGACCACGUUACGUCUGUUUUAUCCCGAAUCUGCCUCCUAUAAUCCUGGUAUCCACAAUGACCCAGGCACCCUGCUGGCCCUGGUUCCUUUCAAGCAGCAGGACCUCCGCUGGCUCAAAGAGAUCCUGUAUGAUGAGAAGAGGGUCCGAAAGGGUUUCUGGAAGCCUCCUCCCCAGAUCUGGCUCGGCCGGGCCAGUCAGAUCCGUGUUCUGGACCCAUAUUUCCUUCGCCUGACAGCCAGCAAGCUGCUUCAGAUCAUUCCCCUGCAACCGCGCAGACAACAGAAACUAGUCCACCCCACCUCUGGCAUUCUGGCUGUAUUUGUGGCACUGAACUACUGUGACGUUGUGCACGUGGCUGGAUUCGGAUAUCCAGAGUCCAGGAACCAGAAACAGCCCAUCCACUAUUACGGAAAGGAGACAAUGAAAUCCAUGAAGAAUUCCUACCAUGAUCUCAAUCAAGAGGCUCUCGUGCUUAAGAGACUUGAAGACCAGGGAGCUAUUUUAUAUCUUCAUCCUCAUUCCUGACACCCAACAUGAACACAUGUAAAUAAAAACACAUAAACGCAUGUAAAUACGACAUUAUAGACAAUAUCUUCAUCUUUGGACUGAACUGAAAUAUCCAGCUCUCACACUGCAGAGCUGUUAGUAGUUUUUGUGAGGUUUCUGCAUUUCUGUGUGAUUCAAUCAUAUUUAUCUGACCUCGAGUAUUUAUAAUUAAUGAAUAUUUUCUGCUUAUUGUUUUGCUUUCUUUCGGGAACUUUAA